AUGGCGGAUCAGUUGACAGAUGAUCAGAUCUCCGAGUUUAAGGAGGCCUUCAGCCUAUUCGACAAGGACGGCGAUGGCUGCAUCACGACAAAGGAACUUGGAACGGUGAUGAGGUCCCUCGGCCAGAAUCCAACAGAGGCUGAGCUUCAGGACAUGAUCAACGAGGUGGAUGCUGAUGGGAAUGGAACCAUAGACUUUCCCGAGUUCCUUAACCUGAUGGCUCGCAAGAUGAAGGACACAGACUCGGAGGAGGAGCUAAAAGAGGCAUUUCGAGUGUUUGACAAGGACCAAAAUGGCUUCAUCUCAGCUGCUGAGCUCCGCCACGUCAUGACAAACCUCGGCGAGAAGCUCACAGACGAGGAAGUUGACGAGAUGAUCCGUGAGGCUGAUGUGGAUGGUGAUGGUCAGAUCAACUACGAGGAGUUUGUUAAGGUCAUGAUGGCCAAAUGA
Messenger RNA from Striga hermonthica, 450 nucleotides. The record is from the annotation of a GenBank genome assembly. Lineage: Eukaryota; Viridiplantae; Streptophyta; Magnoliopsida; Lamiales; Orobanchaceae.